Harpegnathos saltator (Jerdon's jumping ant) is the source of this 555-nucleotide messenger RNA. Its product is annotated as Coiled-coil domain containing 56. The record is from RefSeq and is a predicted model, not a curated record. The transcript has 3 exons. The coding region runs from base 231 to 521 and encodes 96 amino acids. Lineage: Eukaryota; Metazoa; Arthropoda; Insecta; Hymenoptera; Formicidae.
CACCAAUCAGAAAGCAGUAUUUUCAUCCAGCAAGCAAUCCAGCACGAAAACAAGCACUGUGUGCCGCUGGCUUAAAUCCCAUAAGACUGACGGUCUUUAUUAGUAUUUCGUCGGUGCUUUAAUACUUUUUUGUUCAUUACGACGGUAAAAAGAUAUUGACGAACCAGCAAGGACUAUAUAGAUUAAAGGACUAGGGAGUUAUAAUUGAUCAAGGGAACUGGUGUGUGGAAAUGGGUUCUGAGAAUCAACUUGAGCAAAAUGAGACUAUGCCUAAGAUUGACUUGUUGAAAGAUGUCUCGAGGUUCAAGUCCACGGAUAUAGUUUACAUGAAACGCUUGGAGGAAGAGAAUAUAAAAAGAGCUCAGAAAGUAAGGGGUUACCGCAAAGCUAACAAUCGAACUGCAUUUGCAUUAACUCUUGGAGUUAUUGCAAUUUAUACAUAUACAAUAUAUUCAUUUAAGCAAGAAAAAUUCCUGGAUGAUUUUGAGAAGCCUGAAAAAACAAUUAAUAAAGUUGCUUAAAGUAAUCAUUUGUGGAAAUUCGAAUUAAGAAGCU